GUGAAUGCCAACUGGCCACUGUACGCCCCACAACACAGCCAUGUCCGCGCCGCCACCGUCCAAAGCCGAGUUUGCCGCAGAAAAGGCGCAGCUGAUGAUGCAGGUAUGGGUUAAGAAGCUGACCGGAGCCGAGGUGGCGGUCCAGGUGGCCAAAAUCGCCACCGUGGCUGAGCUCAGGCAAGCCGUGGCCGAUGCUGGCGGACCCGUGGCCGACGUCCAGCGGAUCAUCUACGAGGGCCAACAGCUCGGCAAUGAUCAGUCGCUGGCAAAUGCUGGCGUGGGCAAUGAGGCGACGGUCCAUGUGGUGCAGAUGCUGCGCUGAGCUGAUGCAGGAGUGACCAGCCCGUCGCCGACGACCAGCAGUUCGGCAGCACGACCAAGGCGUGCAUACAGUUGACAGGGGUGUUUGUUGAGA
Thecamonas trahens ATCC 50062 is the source of this 415-nucleotide messenger RNA. RefSeq lists its product as uncharacterized. Gene Ontology annotation, molecular function: protein binding. NCBI's taxonomy places the organism in Eukaryota, Apusomonadida, Apusomonadidae. Bases 5 to 322 code for a protein of 105 amino acids. The transcript has a single exon. The record is from RefSeq and is a predicted model, not a curated record.